UUCACACAUACACACGCGAACACACACAAAGAAACACACCAGUCCCACCUCCCUGUAACCAAACUAGUGAAGCCAAUCCAAGCGAUUCUCCGCAGUGCUGAAAGAGCAGCGAAGUAAAGGAGAAGGAAGAGGAGUGAGAGAGGAGGAGCAAAAGAGAGGAGAAAGAGGGGAGAUUUGGGGAAACACGAGUCAGAGUGGGUGUGUGGCGAGAGCAGCAGAUACUGUAGGGUACGGGAGAGAUAGGAGGGGAAGAAACUGCAAAUUUGGUGUUUGGCUUCUCAGCGCACAUCAUCAUCUCAGCUGCACUGUUCAGUUCUUUGCUCUGCAGGAUGAGUUCGUUCAGCACCAGAGCGCUCACUCUGCUCUCGUCGGUGUUCGGAGCUUGUGGGUUGCUGCUGGUGGGCGUUGCUGUAUCAACGGACUACUGGCUGCUGAUGGAGGAGGGAAUCGUUCUGCAGCAGAACCAAACCAUGGAGGUCAAGAUGGCGCUCCACUCCGGGCUCUGGAGAGUCUGUUUUGUUGCAGGACCUGAGAAGGGCAGAUGUGUUGCAUCGGAGUAUUUCACUGAACCAGAGAUAGAGAUCACAACAGAAAACACAGCCAACAUACUAAGUAAAAUGAUUCUUGUUAUAAAGURUACCAUGAUAUGUGGYUUCAGUUGCAUGUGUCUGUUGGUUUUUGUCUCCUCAGGUCUCAGUCUGGUGGUGGGUUUGGUUUUAUACAUUUCCAGUAUUAAUGACGAAGUGAUGAAUCGACCCAGAGAGCCAGARCAGUUUUUUCACUACCACUACGGCUGGUCCUUUGCCUUCGCUGCCUCCUCCUUCCUGCUCAAAGAGGGUGCAGGAGUGAUGUCUGUCUACCUCUUUAUGAAGCGUUAUGCAGAGGAGGAGCUCUACCGCCCCCAUCCAGCACUCUACCGCCCCCGUAUGUCUGACUGCAGCGACUACAGUGGCCAGUUCCUUCAUCCAGACUCCUGGGCUCCACCACAGCGGGGCCGAAGUCCCUCUGACGUCUCCUCUGACAUCUCCAUCCAGCUCAACCAGACCCCGCCGCCUCAGCAAACCCUAAAGGGCGGCAGUAGCUCCCAGGCAACGCCUUCUUCUUCCGGACCUUCAUCAGCUGCCAGCUACCAGCUCCAUCCUGCGUCUUCCUCCUCCACAUCCUCCUCAUAUCCKCACCCCCUUCACCCAGGUGCCACCUCUACCCUGACUAGGGUGCCACAUGCUCUCGCCCACUCGCAAUCACAUCCCCAUUCGAGCGGGCCCCCACCUCAGUCCCUGCCGAUGGUAGCACCUCCCUCUGCCGUGCCUCCUCCUCACUACCACACACACACACGAAUGAGUGCCUCACCAUGCUAGGCUGGGUGAGCAUGGAGUGGGGUGGGGGGUGGGAUACAGCUGGGGUUGAUACACCAGGUGGGGGUUGGGGGGCUUGCCUGUGUUAUAGCUCCUAAGGCACUCACCAGAUGCACACAAACGCUAAUCCUGCUCCCUUAAAGUGUGUGGGAGGAAGGAUACAGCAGAGCAACUGAACGAAGGAGGUUCAAGGAGCAGAAAAGAAAAAGGGGAGAGGAGGAAAAAAAAAGGAGGGAAGGGUGGAAGAAAAGCAGGUGGGCGAAAGGAUGAGUCACUGUAAUGCUGAGCCUGAGAUGAAGACAGACGCUUAACAAAACUUUAACAUGCUGGGAGGGGAACACGCGAUGGGAGGAGAGAGGAAUAUGAUGAUUAGUAGCAACAAGACACUCAUGGGGUUUUCUGAUGAAUACAUUCAUCAUCAUGAACUUGAUACAAAGGCAACAGCGUGAAGCAGCAAACAACUUAGGGAAGAAAAACACUGACAACGCUGAGUACUGUGGAAACAACAAUUGAUCAACAUAAAAUGUAUAAUUUAAGCAUUUUAUUAUUUGAGUAACCAGAUAAGAYUUGAUAUAUAGCAUGGUGGGAUAGUUUUCUGACUUGUACAUUUCAUAAUAAAUGCUGGUGAAUAUKUUUCAUCCCUGAUAKUGAUCUCAGUUAUUUGGGACYCAGUCAUUCAUCAGCCCUGAACAUUUGAACAGUCUUUCAUAUUCAAAACUCAUUAGUUUUAAAUAAAUAACYCAUUUUAUCAACAUUUAUUUUUCAGUAUAGACUCUGUAAUAACUCAGAACAAUAUCAAUGGCCUAACUACRYUUUUGUMAGAAAUGURGCCGACAUAAAGACACARACAUUAGACCUACAAAGUCUACUUUAAUAUGAGUUUCUUCUUGGUUAAUUUAGACACCYUUGAUCAGAGACAUGAUUAUCUGAUCAAUAUUUCCCUAACUUUUUUAUUAAAAAUGUUUGUGGUGAAAAAUAUAUUUACCUAUCAACAAUAAAACUGUCAUUUGAAAAUAUGAGAAGAGUUUUUUUUAUUUAUUUCUGUUUUGCUAAAUGUUGACAAGACUGCUUUCCCAGCAUCUUGAUAACAUAAAAGAAGAAAGUAAACAUGAUCCGCGUUGCUUUCACCUUUUGCCUUUGUAUCAUGACCUACAUUAUGAGGGGUUAACUGUACAUGCAUAGAGAGUUUUACGCCUGAUAGCUUCUUGUAUAGAUUCUUCUUCUAAAUUUUUGCCAAAACAAGAAAAUCUAAACCCAAUCAAAACUUGUUGGGUGGUAGCAUUAAUGGAUAGUUUUUGUACUUAAAGAAAAAAAUAAAAACUUUGGGAAUGAAUGUGCUGCAAUUUCUGGAAUGAAACUAAAUAUGUAACUCAGAGACUUUCUGUGGAUCUGGAUAGCUGGGGAGCCUCCGUAGAAUCGAAGGCUUCAGUGAUUUGCAUGAAAUGUGGAAAUCACUAAUGGUAAAAUCGAGAUAAAGGACAUUUAACAAUCAGUUAAGGUAACUAUUUUAAGGACAUAUUAUGAUUAAUUGCAUUUGAAUCCAUUUGAGUGACAUUGUACUUCUCAGAUUGGUAGAUUUCAACRAAGUUUGAUAAGAAGCAGAAAGUUUAUAGAAGAAAUGAACAGAAUUACUGGAAGUGCACUUUGAGUAACUCAAACUUGUUGGGGAGCAAACUGGAAACUUGUGUUUAUUUCUUGUGGUGUUUUACUAAUGUGACAACUACUAUAGUCAUAAGUUCAAUGCUGAAAAGUGAUUCAAAACCAGUGAAAACAAAGUUUUGCUGGUUAAAGAAGUGCAAAUAUGUGCUACUUUACAAUUCAAAUCCCACAUUUUAAUUUGUCUCYGAUCUGAAUUGAUCUUGUUUCACAGUAACUGCAGUGAUUGCUUGUUUUUGUAGCCGAGUAGCAAUCAUGCUUAAAAUAAGCCAUUGUUUUUAGCAUUUUUAGAUUUAUGGGGAAAAACUAUAUGCUUACAAGCUGUGAUACUAUGAUAAAAAAAAGAAACAUUUAGCCGAUGCAGUGUUAAGAAUAUUUUAUGAUUCUUUGUUAUGUAGCUAUUAGAUAAGAAAUGAUUUAGCUGMUGAUGAGAAAUUUUGAAUAUAUUUUGCAGAUGUAUUUUUUAUUUUGAACUGCUAAGAGUUGAGCAUCCAUGCUUAUGAAUACUCACAUGCAAUCAUAGUACACAWAAGCUGACCAUAGAGAUCUCUGCAAAAAUCCAAACAAAGUGUUUAUUUUGAAAACACUGCAGCAGAGAAAGGAAGCUUUAAAAGAUAUUUAUUUUUAUUUUAACUUUUGUUAAAAGCUUUAUUUUUUUUUUUUUAUGAGGCUGUGAUUUGGUGUAAAGGUUCACUCUGCAAUYAACCCAGGCUGAAUUAUGUAAGAGUUGGUGGACAUCUUGAGUCAGUUAUAUUAGACUCAAUUGAUACCUAUUGAAAACAUUUUUUAUUUAAAUGAGCUGCUUUGUUGCAUAACUUUAUUUUUUGUCAUGCCUGAAAGUGUACCAUUUGCAGUGUUUUGUUAACUUUGAACUCAAUAAACUUUUGCCUUGCUCUAGA
Molecule: messenger RNA, 3910 nt
Organism: Poecilia reticulata (guppy)
Lineage: Eukaryota; Metazoa; Chordata; Actinopteri; Cyprinodontiformes; Poeciliidae
Source: RefSeq, a predicted model, not a curated record